GCCUAGCGACAGCUACAUGAUCCGCCCCUACAGCCUCUCGAACACACCCGCUACCCUCCCAUUGGCCACAACACCUACAAGGGAUGUGGUUUCUCAGGGUCUGUCUACUCCAUGGGUUCUAGCGGAGCAGGAUCCCUACUGCAGGUCCCGGGGGCGUUACCGUCUGGAAGCCACGCAUCCCUCAGCUCCAGGGGCUCCAGCUGCAGACCCACAGUCAGGCUCAGCCACUCCCACAGCGUAGACAGACACUCCCUCUCCAUGGCGAGACACACCCCCAGGAGGCCUGGCCACGUUGACAGCAGACGGGCCUCUUAUAUACAUAGCCCAUCCCACAGUAUGGACACACAUAGUUACAGACUCAGCCCUGCUCAGAGCAUCGACAGAGACUCCUCCCGUUAUCUCGAUAGACGGGCCUGUUAUAUCCACAGCCCCUCCCACAGCAUGGACAGUAGACACACCCCUUAUUUCCACAGCCCCUCCCACAGCAUGGACAGUAGACACACCCCUUAUAUCCACAGCCCCUCCCACAGCAUGGACAGUAGACACACCCCUUAUAUCCACAGCCCAUCCCACAGCAUGGACAGUAGACACACCGUUUAUAUCCACAGCCCCUCCCACAGCAUGGACAGUAGACACACCCCUUAUGUCAGUAGCCCCGCACACAGCAUCAAUAGACACACCCCUCAUAACAAUAGACACACCUCUCAUAUGAGUAGCCCAUCCCACAGCAUGGACAGACAGCCGGGACCCAGUUCCUCCCUCAGUGUGAGAAGACAGCUGAGGAGACAGGAGGCAGUGCGUUGUGACUCUGAGGACCUGAGCUGCAGUUCCACCGACGAUCUGCGGGGGAGCUCUGUCGGCGGCACCCACCUCACCGUACCCAGCAUGCACCUCUCACCGCUACCCAGCCUGCCCCCUGGUGGUAACACACACCUGGACGUACACCACCCCUCCUCGCCGUCCCGCGCCCCCCGAGGACGCACCUCCAGCGCACACACACUCCGCCACACACACACCGUACACACACUGCGCCACACACACAGUCAGAGGGUUAUAUCUACCAGAGGACACAGUAGGAGCCACAGUGAUAGUGGGCCCCAGCGGCCCCCCAGCCCUCAGAUCUCCACCCCUCAGACGACAGACAACCCACAGACACCCCAGAGGCCUGAGGUACCCCAGACCCCAGGUCCCAGCCUCACCCUCUCUCUCUGCUCUGGAGGUCCCAGCCUGUCCCUCUCCUCCCCCUCCACACCCCCCCAGCCCCAACCUCACCAUCUCUCUCUGCUCUGGAGGUCCCAGCCUGUCCCUCUCCUCCACACCCCCAGCCCCAACCUCUCUACUCCCUCCACUCCCCAGAGCCCUCAGACCAGCUUUGACCCAAAGCAGAGUCCCAGCCCCAGCCUCACCAUCUCUACUCCCUCCACUCCCCAGAGCCCUCAGACCAGCUUUGACCCGAAGCAGAGUCCCAGCCCCAACCUCACCAUCUCUACUCCCUCCACUCCCCAGAGCCCUCAGACCAGCUUUGACCCGAAGCAGAGUCCCAGUUCUGCCUUCAGCCAUGAUCCAUUUCCCCUCGGUUCCAGUCCUAGCCGUCUCCCCCACUUCCUUUCUAGAUGAGACUGAUGAUGAAGUCUGUCACAUCACACACCACGCGUCAGCCCCUCACACACACCUGAACACACACACCACACGUCCA
This is a messenger RNA of Oncorhynchus masou masou (cherry salmon), 1696 nucleotides long. RefSeq names its product mucin-2-like. The transcript has 3 exons. Bases 112 to 1617 code for a protein of 501 amino acids. The record is from RefSeq and is a predicted model, not a curated record. NCBI's taxonomy places the organism in Eukaryota, Metazoa, Chordata, Actinopteri, Salmoniformes, Salmonidae.